Molecule: messenger RNA, 1152 nt
Organism: Aspergillus affinis
Lineage: Eukaryota; Fungi; Ascomycota; Eurotiomycetes; Eurotiales; Aspergillaceae
Product: bZIP transcription factor
Exons: 3
Coding region: 1-1152 (383 amino acids)
Biological process (GO): regulation of DNA-templated transcription
Molecular function (GO): DNA-binding transcription factor activity
Source: RefSeq, a predicted model, not a curated record
AUGGAAGAACAACACAAAGCAGACGGGGUGCGGAAGGAAGGGUGUCAUCGGAAACCUAACCGCCAACAAGCACAAGAGAGGCGUCGCGAACAGCUACGCAUCGCACAGCAAGCGUAUCGCAGGCGAAAGGAGAACACCAUUGGCAACCUGCAGGAUCGUGUCCACGAGCUUGAGGGUGGCAUUGAGCAGCUCAGCCAGUCCUUUCUCACCUUCAGUAACCUCCUUUUGGAAACUGGUCUGCUUGGAAAGCAUUCGCACGCCAUGUCAGCCCUCCGUAAUAUAACCCAGCAACACCUUUCGCUUGCGGAGACUGGAUGUGCAAGUCCUCAUGAAGGGGCUCUCGUCAAGGCUCUUAGUGCCACUUCAUCCACUGCUUUUGAUAAGGACGAAAGAUGCGGCGAUAGUCGCGCAAGAGUGGUGUCAAAUGAAAGGGCUCUUGCCGGAAACUCACCAACCCCGAUGGAAUGGGCUGAGCCGCCGCCCUUAUACACACAGUCAUCCUUUAAUCAAGGCCAACCAAUGCCCCCAAUCAGUGCUGCCAUAGCUCCGCUCGCUAAUAAGUCACUUACUCCGAAACUAUCAUUACCUGGUCACUCCCCAGCCAUUGUUCUUGCUAGCUCGAUCCAGGAAGAGAAGUGGAAUUUCGCACAGUAUCUAGUAAAAGCGUGCUGUCACAAUGGGUACCAACUCCUUGUCAACACUCCGACCGACUUCGUGAAGAUUCAAGAAGUUUUCGGGCCGUUCAUGCCUCCAACCGAGCGUAAUUAUCUCAUUUCCUGUUUCAACGCUGGAAUGCAUGACAAAACUGGAGGCCUUAUUGAUCUCAUGGCCACUGUACUUGCCCCGUUGGGUUCCAAGGGAGAUUACUAUGCCCCAAAAGAGCUUGCGACCCAGAUUGAGGGGAUGAAAUCGACUGUCACACCCGAGGCCGGCGAGUGGCUGGAUGCCAGUGAUGUACAGAAAUAUCUCAGCGAGAGGGAAUUUUACACCCAGGAGAAUCGCCGCCCAUUAUAUAACUCAGGCCUUAUUUCGUCGCUUCACCUUGCGGCCAUUGUUCAGUACCUCGCGACUGAGUGCAUUUGCUUCGGACAUGGUCCGGUGUUUCGACGCCAAACUGUUGAGGCUGCAUUGUGCCUCGCAGAAAAACUAUGA